Messenger RNA from Scophthalmus maximus (turbot), 1598 nucleotides. RefSeq names its product aminoacyl tRNA synthetase complex interacting multifunctional protein 2 (gene aimp2). The transcript has 4 exons. The record is from RefSeq and is a predicted model, not a curated record. The coding region runs from base 145 to 1116 and encodes 323 amino acids. Gene Ontology annotation, cellular component: aminoacyl-tRNA synthetase multienzyme complex. Lineage: Eukaryota; Metazoa; Chordata; Actinopteri; Pleuronectiformes; Scophthalmidae.
UUUCCGGUCUGACCGGUAUCGCUGGUAGCUGCCGCUGCCUGUCAACACCACAAGACGUGUCCGUGUCUUCGGGACGUUUCGCUUUUAACAGAUCCCCCCCCCCCUCUUUGUUUUACUGUGAUAGUGCUCGGUCCGUGCUCCGCCAUGCCCAUGUACCAGGUAAAGCCCGUCUGCGGUGGUGACAUAAAGAUUGAUUUGCCGUCCUGCAUGUACAAGUUACCAAAUGUCCACGCGCAGCAGGGGAACAGCUGCACCUCCGAGCACGCGCUUCAGAAUGGCGAGGUUGACCCGGCGGUCAAAGCUCUGGAGGCCCGGCAGGAUGAGAUCAUGAGAAAACUGUACGAGCUGAAGGCGGCUGUGGAGGGCCUGGCCAAGACGGUGACCACGCCAGACGCCGACCUGGACCUGACGGUCAUCAGCAGCCUCUCCUCCCCGACCUUCAGCUCCACAACCCUCAAAGGCACCACAGACCUGGACACACUACUGGGCAAGGACCACGGCGCUCUCCGUGACAUUGUCAUAAACGCCAACCCAGCACAGCCACCUCUGACCCUGCUGGUGCUCCACAGCCUGCUGUGUCAGCGCUACCGGGUGCUCUCAACUGUCCACGUCCACUCGUCAGUUGCCAGUGUCCCACCGCAGCUCCUGUCCUGUCUCGGUCCGCGGCACGCAGACAGCUAUGCCCGCCAGCUGUUCCAGCUGGGCUUCACACUCAUAUGGAAAGACGUGCCCAAACUGCAGAUGAAGUUCAGCAUUCAGAACAUGUGUCCGAUCGAGGGUGAGGCCAACGUGGCACGCUUCCUCUUCAAGCUGCUGGCUCCCUACCCCGGCGACGCCGCUCUCGCCACUUCAGUGGACAGCUGGGUGGACACGGCGUUCUUCCAGCUGGUAGAGGGCAGUGCCAAGGAGCAGGCUGCUGUCCUGCGGGCCCUCAACUCCGCCCUGGGCCGCAGCCCCUGGCUGGUGGGGCCGGAGUUCUCCCUGGCCGAUGUGGCCUGCUACUGCUGCCUGCUGCGAAGUGGCUCUGCCUCGGUGGCUCCCGCUAAUGUCCAGCGCUGGCUCAAGUCCUGCGAGAACGUGGGCCACUUUGGCCCCGCCAAGGCACUUCUGCAGUGACCGGGACUGUCCCAGAACCUGUGUCUUACACAAGCAAAGUGAGGGAAAGGCAUUAGAGAAUUAAAAUAUCCCAGCCAUGUCUGGAAGGCUUUCUAAUGCUUCCCUCCUUACUGUAUUAGAUCACCGAACUGACAAAGACUAAGGUAGAAGCAAGAUGGUUGGCGGUUAAAGUAACUUCAGACUAUUUGUCUCUGCCAUGCUGCUUUAUUGUUAAGAGAUUCUGGGCUAUUUUUUUGCAAGGGAGGAAGCAUGAGAGGACUGUAAAGACAAGGGCUUGGUGACAGAUUAAAUCAAAAGGUACUAACAGAUAUUGUUGGCCGAACACACACACCUUCCACCCACUUUGUGCCUAACAUGAUCCUGUUCUAAAUCUGUGUGUUAAUGUGCGGUGGCGGGUAUUACUGGGUGUUUUCAAAAGUAAUACUUUGUACCAUUUGUUUUCCUGAAGCCAUUAAAACUUGUACUUUGGAUCAAACUUUGAA